Molecule: messenger RNA, 441 nt
Organism: Suillus subalutaceus
Lineage: Eukaryota; Fungi; Basidiomycota; Agaricomycetes; Boletales; Suillaceae
Exons: 5
Coding region: 1-441 (146 amino acids)
Source: RefSeq, a predicted model, not a curated record
AUGACCACCAGUGUCUUUCCUCAUUUGGUGCCGGACCGCUAUCGGGAGCUGAUGAGGGUGGCCAGACAAUGGCGAAAACUAAAGCUAUUAAAAUGGAAUGGUUUCGGACAUGAGAACAAAGAUACCAAACCCGGCGAUCUCGCUCUCUUCUGUCUGGCAUGCCCCCAGCCAGGAAUUAAUCUCUAUUCAAGAUCUCUGGUCAUGGAUGGCAACUUCAAAGCUGAGCACUUGCAUGCCGCAAAUCCCGAUGAUGAAGUAUACCUGAUGGAUGGCCGCGGCUUCAUGGAACAUCUUUCCAAGGCAAAGGACAAUGUUCAACGGUCUGAGUGCAACAACCACCACGCCCAACGGGGAUCGGCGGAUGUGUCCUGUGCAAGACAUGGCUGUUUUGUACCACAUGCAAUGGUGGAUGUUCAGAAGGGAGAAAGGUAUGCAUUUUGA